AUACCGAUGAGAAAAAGUGCAAAAACAAAAUAAAACGAAUGUCAACAACAGAUUGUUCCGCGGUAAAUUAUAAAAUUUUACGCGUAAAAUGCUUCGGAACGCUCCGCUAUCAGCUGUUCUCAACGAGGAAGUGGCCUUAGAAGGUCUGGAGGGCACAACUUUCGAUACUCUAUGGAAUCGCUUGUCGAUUCGUCUGAAGAUAAAGCUUCCGGUUCCGGAGAAGUUCUGCCAUAGCAUAUGGUCAUUGGUUCUGCUGAGUAAUGAAUACAUGUUCUACCAGCUUCCGGAACCGCGCAAAUCUUUUGUUUAUUUCGAUCGAAUGGAACAAGUUGAUCCGGCAACCGGAGUCAUGAAGGAGCCCCGAGAGUUUCCCGGGCACCGAUUCAAGUACAAUCCUAUCAUGAUAAGCGGAAUUAGGGGUUCUUGUGAGUCCUUUCAUAACCGGCAAGUCGUUUCCCGCGAGGAAUUGGCCACAAUGACAUACCAGGAUGUUGAGAAUAGGUGGCCUAAUGCAUUCGCAAUUGUGGCUUCUCAGAAAAUGCGAGAAUCAUUUAUCAUUGAACCCAACUGUACUGCUGAGUUGACUAUAAUCCAAUAUUGUAUGCUGGAGUGGAUUGGUCGGUCUCGUUUCAAUGGAGAAACCUCUCAAGGCAAAUAUUCUUUGGUAGAACUUACGAAGGACUCCAGCAUUCUUUAUUACAACAGAAAAUUUCUAACCGAUUGCAAGUUGAUAACCCGCCAAGCUCUCUGUCAAAGGACUGGUGACACCAGUAUUCAGGGAAUGGUUUUCCAUUUACCUCGAUACUAUUGUGAGAUGAAACCAAAGGCAUUGGUUAUAACUGAAAAAGUGGUCAACAUUUUGAAAAAUCGCCAAAAUUUUAUGGCAGAUUACGAUGAGAUUAAAAUACUCGUUUUGGGUCGAUCUGAAGCACGAAAAUGGUUUCGUGGUAAUGAAUUUACUAAAUUCGUUAGAACUGACGAAAGUGUUUCAUACCGUACGCUCUAUCCCGAUGCGGACCCCCGUGAAUACAUGCUGAAGAAUAAGAAGAACGAAGAGAAACAAAUCCGUAUUAUGAGACUGGUUGACCCAAACGCCGAUGUGUACGAUCUCUGGUACAAGGAGGAGCAAACGGAAGAGGAUCAGAAGGAUGGAUUUUUGGAUUCCCAGAAGGCGUACAUUGAUGUGCCCUUGCUGCAGCAGGCGUACAACAUGAUCGCACAUUCAAGCGAACAGGGCAUUUCGCAGUCCUCGCUAGCUGUUAAGAUGGGAUUGGACCGUUUGAAUGCGCGUGCUUUGGUGAAAAAUUUGAUGCGCAUCAAAGCCAUCCAGGGAAGCGCCGUGGACGAGGGCCGACAACGGACGACAAAAUACUUCAUCCCGGGGAUGACUCAACGAACCAUCACACUCGACAAAGAAAUAACCCAGCUAAUGAGCAGCCACCACUCGAUCUCCGCGAACGCCCAGGACCAACAGCCGCAGCAGUCUUCACAAGGUCAGCAAGCAGAGCUAUUUCCAGCUCAGCUACCAUCAACACCAGCAGCAUCCACUUCCAGCGUGCUUAACUUCAGUGAAUCGAGCAACUUCAGUACGUCAAUGGACCAGGACGACAUGGACGAUGACGAAGAAGAAAAGUUCAGAAUGGCUCCGAACUUGUACGCAACGACCAACAGCACGAUGCUGGAUUCGAUUGAUGUUCAGAUCAACUUAUGUGACGAGGUUAGCGGAAUUAAAGUGCCGGGUGGCAUUUCUGCCAUGAUGAACACCAAACACAUCAGUGCGAAGGUACUCAAACGGUGCAACAUGAUAUUGGAGCUGGUGAAGAAGUUCACCGUGAUCGAGCCACGAGAAGUGCUCAAGAAAAUUGCCCGUUUCGAAAAAGAGUUGGGCUACAAAGCAGAGGCAUGCCAAAAAUCGGUUCUGCGGCUAAUUGCCAAACUGGGAAUGGAUAAGUACCUGAAAAUCGCUAAUGUUAGGCUGGCUAAGGAUGAGAGAGUCGCAAAUGUGGUGUACGCCUGUGACCUGACGGUGGACGUGAAUAGUCCGAUCCUGAAGGGAAAGAUCGAAGCGGCGAAGGCCAGAAUGAUGAUGUCGGUUGUAGGCCAACACAGCGUGCGGAAGUUUCCGAACGAAAAUGAACCAUUGUCUGCGGUUGUCGGAACAAGCUACGAGGGGACGCUUGCCAAGUGUUUGAGGAUGAAGCUAUUCCAUGAAUUUGUGUACUAUUUGAUUUACCAGUUCCCGUCAGAUGCAGCACCACUACAAGCUGAGGAAUUGGAUGUUUUGGAUUUGAGUACCGUUGGAGAAGAGAUUGGUCCGAUAUACAGUGUGGAUGGGUGGAAACUAUUCAUCCCGCCUUUGAAUAUGUAUGAGAGCUACGGACAAGGGUGGGCGUUGUUAACGGACAUUACUCUUCGACUGCCGCUGUCGAUAUUUUGCCAGAUAUGCACUUUUGGAUUCUACACGAAAGAACUGGACCAUUGGUUGAAUCAUCCGAUUCGACAGCACAUGCUUGUAAAACAGCUACCGAAAGGGAUUCGGCUGCAGCUGUUCCGCAAGAGGAAAUAUAUUUUCAACAUCUUCGAACUGUGCCAGAAACUGUGUUACGCCGGUUUGAUUCAGUUUGGUCCGCAGAGGCUGAAGGAUCGCGACCAGACUUUCAUUUACGUCAACAGACACGCAUCAUUGCUGGACACUAGAGAAUCAGCUAUUGGAUACCACGAGAUCGAGGAGAAGGAAUAUCCGUGGGAGUCAUUUACGUUUGCUACUUUGGAUGAUGUGCAAAACUAUUGGGAAAAUUUAUACAAAAUCGCUGUUGGUACUCGACUAAACAGGAGAAGCGUGGCGUUUGGUAAGGAAAUUAUGGUACAGCAGCUGCAACUUAAGCCGGACAUUGUGGAAGCGUGCAAGGCUCGGACUCCGGAGCAGGCUAUUGCAAAUGAUGUAUUCAGGUUGCCGCCGGGUGACAACCGUGGUGCAGCAGGAAUGGAUACCGCAAUGUUUGUUCAUUUGAAAGCCAACUGGAGCAAAGUGAUGAACUAUGCCCCUGCUUUAAAGAGCCAAAUAGCCAAACUAAAACGAUUGAAGAAUCUGAGAAAGAUCUCAACCAUGCACAAACCAGCCCAAACUAGUAAAAAUAUGAACACCAAAAGGAUACCUGUGCUGAAGGAGAAGAAAUUAUGUCUCAAGACUAAACUAUCCGUGAAGCCAUUCGCUUCUACUUUCAAGCGGUUGGCUGAGAAAAAAUACACCAUCAAAGUUCGUCGAAUUGAAAAGCGUACAAGAGGAGGCCCUCGGAAGAGGAACAUCUAUGAUGAUGUCGACCGCACGGCGUUGAAAUUGAUGAAAAAAUUAAGAGUAGAUUGGAAUCGGAAUGAAGAUACCGUACUCUUGCUUUGCCGUAUUGCAUUGAAGUACAUGUACGGAGAAAACACCAAAAUGAACAGUAUUAUCAAUUCGGUCCUUUAUCGGGACAUCCUUCACUGGACCAUUCCGGAGUCAUGCAACAAAACCGCCCGUUCUUGUCAGCGGAGGAUUAAUUACAUGGUAAAACGCAAAAGUGGAGUGGCUGCGAAUGUAAAGCUCUGCGUUGAGGAAGCUCGACUGAAUCCACUCCUGGAGGAGCGGUUUGGAAAACAUUUCGUAGUUCGCCUAAAAUCGGUAUAUCCCACAGGGGAGAAGUACGCCAUGGCUCUUAAAAUUCAUUUUAUUGAGCUGGUCUUUAUGUUGCGAAGUACGCUUACCAAGUUGAAGAUGCAUGAAGGUCUCCGUCCGAUUGAAGGCGCAAACGUGUCCUCUGCAAAACGUCAGUUCAUUCCGGAUACAGUUGCUGAAUUCGAACAAGGCUACAAUAUGCUGCAAACACACGACUUCGACACAACAGAAGAAAUCAACUUUAGCUCAAACCCAACCACUCAUGAGGAAAUUAUAACAUACAAAUUGGCCACCCUUAUCCACAGCGCCGUAGUGAAUGCUAGAGCGAGAACAUCCUUCAGCGUUCAACUCUUCAACAUUUACAAAAAUUACUCCGAAAAGCACCUUUCGGCAGCGAUGAAAAUGGUUCGCCUUUUCCGACUUAUCUCUCUGUCCCGCAAACUGAAAGCUGGAUCAAGUAUCCAAAGCAGCUUAAUGCCAUCUUCCGUGGGGGAUAACCCUUAUCACAUUUCCAUUUCGUAUCUAAAUCAAAUCUCGACUAGGAUUCCUUUCGAAAUGUUCACAUACGUGUACAAUAAUUACAUUCAACUACUCGACCGUCCAAAUUACGACGAACCGCUGGUAUUCGAAGAUGGCAGCCAGGGAUUGGUGCUGCUACUGGGCGAACUUGCAACCACCAAUGUUAUCGAACUCGAGUUAGAAUCUCCCACCGAAUUUAUACGCAUGAACCCUGACCUCAGAAACACAGACCCCGAGCUCGCGCAAGACGAUUUCGGCAGUGGAUUCGCUGAAUUCGCGCUAUCCGCAGAACUCACAACGGUAGGCCCGGCUAAGCAUAUCAAAAACGAACCUCGUUCGGCCGCGAAGAUACGUUUCGAUACCUCCAGCGAUGUGUAUUUCAACUACGUAAUGCACCCAACCGAGAAGCUCAACAAAGUGCCAGCGGAAUAUUUGCACUUCUUCUGUGUUCUUAACAGCUUGAACGAAGGGGCCCUGCUUCGAGCGAUUAAAAUCGAUGAAACAUCCAACAUUUGCUCAACGCCUGACUGCAUAUUCCAAAGUAAGGAUCGGAACAUAGUUCAAAAAUGCGUUUCGAUUGCAUUAGGCAAUCGAGAUAUCAUUGAACGUAUCAAAGCGAUUCGAACUUCUCGUAUAGAUAUGACACCACUAUUAGUAAUCCGGGAAGAUAACAUCGCACAGUACUUUAUGAAAACCGUCAAGGAAUACAACAAGACUCGAGGAGAUUUUCAGAAGCGUGAUCUUGGUCGAAUUGCGGAGGGAAUCACGACACCCAUCAACAUGGUUGAUUUGGCAUACGAUAUCAUACAGUUCCAAAAUGUUCAGGAUUUUAACUGGUUAGAUCGCUACGAAGUAACCCACCUGGAGGACGGCAAUGGUUUACUGAUGGAUCCGGAAAAUGAUAAAACCGGCACCGACGAUCUGACCGAAAAAGUCUAUAAACUGCACAACUUCUACGUCGUGAACUAUCUGAAAAUAAGUAUCCGACUCCUCUAUCAAAACCCCGGCGACCUAAACCACCGAGUUACCUUAGACAAUCGCUCGAUACCCGCCGUGUUCCUUCCGCCAACGUUUAAUUAUCGACAGGACAUGCUAACCAAAAUGGCGAACGACACAUUGUGGCCCCCCCACGACGAGCUGAGACCCCUGUUGGAACAAGCUACUCCUUUGAUCCACAAGAACCAGCGUCUAUGGUCGAUUGCUUACUUCAUCGAAUGCAAAGCCGAACAAGGGGCCACCGCGCAACAGUUGGCCGCCAACUUCCCCGACCAUACCGCACUGGCAGACGACCUUAAAGUGUUGCUCAACUUCAAGUUCAUCCUGCGAACUGGCUUCCGGCAUGUCACCUAUGUCCACUGGCAGCACGUUAGUCCGUGGCUGCUGCGCACCACUUGCAUUGUGCGAGACGAUCCGCCCGUAAUGCGCAUCAAGCAGGAACCCGGCACCUCGCACCAGAAACGUGUAGACUCGGACAGUUAUCGAUCAACCGAUGACGAGGACGAUGAUGUGCUGGUAGAAAGCGCCGACAACGAGGAAAUGGGACCACCACCGAAAACCCGACGUGAUGAGCUGAAUCGGAGGAUUGCAGUGGUUGAGGAGAGGUACCGCUUCAAACCAAAGAAAAACCUAUCUCUAUCGAUGACACCAUGGAUAAAAAUUGGUGGAACGAUCAACCGCAAACUGCUGUACCGAUGGAUGACCACGUUGCUACUCUAUUGUAUGUCCCACCCGGGGGUGCAGCUGAACGUCAUCUAUGCUCGGUUCAACAUGAUGGCCCCGGUGCACAUGUAUUAUCUACUGGAGAUACUACAGGAGUUCGGCUGUCUGAAGAUGUACUCGAUGGAAGUAAGAAAAAAGAAAACACUGUUCUCCACUUAUCGACCGGUGAAAGUUGGUGUGGCCACUGAAUUUGACGGCGAUGAAUGCACAUACGUAGAAACCAGUGCAAACGCUCUCAGCACCUUAACCGCCCUCAUCGGAGACUACCCCAAAUUCCAGGAGGAAUUCUUAUCUCCUUUGAAAUCAAACGAGUAUCAGGAUGCGGAGCUAUCCGAUGAAUAGGGACGUGUCAUCGCAUUCCAAACUAAAAUGGUAAGUGAAAGUCAUGUUCAUUAUUUAAAUCGCAACCAUAAUUCGGAUUAUUUACGAGCCAACUUUGCUACACAAAAACCUACAAUUUUGAUAGCGGGGCGAGGUUCGUUGAUGUGAUACUGCUAAAAAAUAAAAUUAUUCAUGCGAUAAAA
This is a messenger RNA of Armigeres subalbatus, 6414 nucleotides long. RefSeq names its product general transcription factor 3C polypeptide 1. Gene Ontology annotation, biological process: 5S class rRNA transcription by RNA polymerase III; transcription initiation at RNA polymerase III promoter. The record is from RefSeq and is a predicted model, not a curated record. The coding region runs from base 89 to 6232 and encodes 2047 amino acids. The transcript has 7 exons. Lineage: Eukaryota; Metazoa; Arthropoda; Insecta; Diptera; Culicidae. Gene Ontology annotation, cellular component: transcription factor TFIIIC complex. Gene Ontology annotation, molecular function: DNA binding.